Plasmodium coatneyi is the source of this 1191-nucleotide messenger RNA. Its product is annotated as TBC domain containing protein. The transcript has a single exon. The coding region runs from base 1 to 1191 and encodes 396 amino acids. NCBI's taxonomy places the organism in Eukaryota, Apicomplexa, Aconoidasida, Haemosporida, Plasmodiidae. The record is from RefSeq and is a predicted model, not a curated record.
AUGAUCGUGGGCAAAAAUUUCUGGGAUGAGGAGAAGGACGCGCCUAUUCUGAAGCGAAAUGGAAAUUACAUUAAUAAGGAAAACUGUGAAUAUGUAUGCAAGCGUGCAGAACAUUUCUACAAAAUAAUGUUAAGUUACAUUAAGGAGGACAUUAAUGUGGAAAUUCGAGAAGAUUGUAAUGAUAAGGAGAUUCUGAGGAUAAUAAAAUUAGACGCUGAAAGGACUUUUAACAAGGAAGAAAAUAGAUCAUUACUAAUCGAAGUGCUACAGUCCAUUUAUCCAAUAACGAAUGAUUACCACCAAGGCAUAUCAUUUAUCUCUUCAUUUUUAUUGCUUUUCUUAGAACCAAGAGAAGUGGUAAAAAUUAUUACCGGUUUACACAGAUAUUACUUACCAGGGUAUUUUAAGGCAAUGCCCAAGGCAUACGUGAGGGAUUCUCGUGUGUUCUUAAGUAUAUUAAAUCACUUCCAUCCAAAUUUAUAUGAACAUAUAAAAAAUUUAAUAACUCCCGAAGCUUUCGUUUCUAAGUGGUUCAUUGGGCUCAAUGUGCACGUCUUGACAUUCGAAUCGCUUAUGUUAUUUUUCGAGCAUUUGCUGAAAGAAGGAGAAAUAUUUUUGUUUAAAUAUAGUAUUGCUUUGUGCAGAACUUUGGAACAAGAAAUUAUGAAUACAAAUGAUGUUUCCAAACUUCUAGCGCUGUUGCGAUUAGACCAGAAACUUUUCCCCAAUGAUUAUAAAAAGUCCGACGCGCAGAAAAUUGGAGAUUUUUUUUUAAACAUUAUUGAAGCUUCGUUAAAAGUAGACAUGACAAACAUCGACUUGGACAAAUUGAGGGAAGAAGCAUGUGAGCAGAUGAGGCUGGAGGAGGAGAGGAGGAAGCAAAUUGAGAUGGAGCGUCUUUUAACAGAUGACGAAAUUAUUUUUUCCGAUGAGGAGGAGGAGGAAGACGAUUUAGAUGAUGAUGACAAAGGCGAUUCAGACGUGACGCGGAGCGAGAAGGGGAACAAAUCGGACCACGAGGAUACUUUGGAAAAAUCGCUUCAUGUGGAGAUCAACAAAUUGCAGCUUGACGAGGCCAACAAGGUCAAACCAGAAGACGCAAAGGAGAAAGCAAUUUCGAGUGGAGAGGCCCAAAAAAGUGAGAACAAGGACAUGGAAAAAAGGGAGUGUGAAGAGGCGGACUGCAUUUAA